AUGUGGGGUGAAGAUCCCCAGGACGCUGGAGAUAGUAGCGAUAUCGAAGGGUUCGAGGGAGGGAGAGUUGGACUACUCGAGGCUAUCUUCGAUGAGGAAGCCACUGCAGCUACAUUCGCACCGAUUCGGUUGGAAAAUACUGCAGUGCUAGGGACCAAGGAAGAUGAAUGGUUAUUUGUUGAUACUGAGUCCCCAGAGGAGUCUGGAUUCCAAAUCACCAGCAAUAUGGGAAAUAGUUUUGUGCAGCUACUGACAAGAAGUGCCGUACUGAUAGCGUUAGGAGUCGCAGGAGGAGGGGGUGCGGCGGGAUGCACUAAUGAUGCAGUUGUUGAAGAUCGGCGGAGCGCCGAAGGGGGUGGUGGCAUCGAAUUCGACGGUGUGCGAGAGUGA
Molecule: messenger RNA, 390 nt
Organism: Ophidiomyces ophidiicola
Lineage: Eukaryota; Fungi; Ascomycota; Eurotiomycetes; Onygenales; Onygenaceae
Exons: 2
Coding region: 1-390 (129 amino acids)
Source: RefSeq, a predicted model, not a curated record